Musa acuminata subsp. malaccensis (wild Malaysian banana) is the source of this 542-nucleotide messenger RNA. Its product is annotated as mitochondrial import receptor subunit TOM7-1-like. Gene Ontology annotation, cellular component: mitochondrial outer membrane translocase complex. The record is from RefSeq and is a predicted model, not a curated record. Lineage: Eukaryota; Viridiplantae; Streptophyta; Magnoliopsida; Zingiberales; Musaceae. Gene Ontology annotation, biological process: protein import into mitochondrial matrix.
GGUAUAUUGGGCCUCGGUGGGAGACGGCGGCUUGGGAAUUCGGUCGAGGAAAAGGGGCGACAAGGAUAUCCAUGGCUUCCAAUGUUUCUCUCAAGGGGAAAGAAAAGGCCGGGAAGGGCUCCAAGUCGUCGGAGGAGCGGUCGGCCAAGUGCGUCAAGGAGUGGAGCACCUGGGCGAUGAAGAAGGCCAAGGUGAUCACCCACUACGGAUUCAUCCCCCUUAUCGUCAUCAUCGGCAUGAACUCCGAGCCCAAACCCCAACUCUACCAGCUCCUCAGCCCCGUCUGAUGUCCCCUUCCAACAUCGGCAAGUUUACACUUCCUGAUUGUGGUUUUUGGUUCUUCCCAUUAGGGAUUUGGGUUCCUUGGCCUACACAAUUAGGGAUAUUGGUUCUUUCGAGUGCCCUUGAUUAGAACAUAUAAUUCGUCGACUCGUAAACUUUCUUGAAUCGACGAUUUUAUGCUUACAAUGUCUUCGCAGACGUAAUUAUUAUCUUUUGGUAGUAUAAUCGAUCGUGCUUGCUCAUCAUGAGAAUUGAUGCAA